Messenger RNA from Monoraphidium neglectum, 1275 nucleotides. Its product is annotated as CCR4-NOT transcription complex subunit6. Gene Ontology annotation, molecular function: poly(A)-specific ribonuclease activity. The transcript is spliced from 8 exons. Gene Ontology annotation, biological process: nuclear-transcribed mRNA poly(A) tail shortening. Lineage: Eukaryota; Viridiplantae; Chlorophyta; Chlorophyceae; Sphaeropleales; Selenastraceae. The coding region runs from base 1 to 1275 and encodes 424 amino acids. The record is from RefSeq and is a predicted model, not a curated record. Gene Ontology annotation, cellular component: nucleus; CCR4-NOT complex; cytoplasm.
AUGAGCCGGCUGUUUCGCUCGACGGGGCAGGCGGCGUCGGCGGCGACGCAGGCGCGCGUCGUGCUGAAAGCUGUCACGUACAACAUAUUGGCUGACAAGUGGUCGGGGUGGCCGCGCCUGCAGGCUGAGCUGGCGGGUUACGAUGCUGACAUCAUGUUCUUGCAGGAGGUGGAGGCGCCCGUGUUUCAGCAGCAGCUGAGCCCCUGGCUGGCGCCCAGCUACAAUGGCAUCUUCAAACCCAGGAGGUCACCGCCGGGCGACUUUGGCCCCCAGGAGGGCGUCUCGCUGCACUGGAGGCGGUCGACCUUUGAGCUUCUGGAUUCGUGCGCUUUUCGCUUCGCCGACGUGGCCGCGACGCUUCUGCCGCGCGCCGUGAGGGACGACGCCGCGGCGCAGCCGCUGAUGCGCGUGCUGAUGCGGCGGGAGGAGGGCGCCGCGGCCGCGCUGCUGCAGCACCGCGCAAGCGGGCGGCGGGUGCUGGCGGCGAGCACGCACCUGUUUUGGGACCCACAAUUCCCUGACGUCAAGUUGGUGCAGGCGGCGGCGCUGUGCCGCGGCAUCGCCGACUUCCUGGAGACACGGCUGGGCCCAGGCGCGGCGGCUGCGGUGCCGGUGCUGAUCGGCGGCGACUUCAACAGCCUGCCAGGAGUAUGGGCGAGCGACCCCUUCAACACGGUGCCCCCGGGUCAGUGCCUCGUCAGCGCAGUUUACGAGUUGUUAGUCACCGGCCGCGUCGGCCCCACACACCCGGACCAUCCCAGCCAGCGCUCAUGCGCCCGAGUCGCCAGGGCCGGCCAGCAGCAGCAACAAGCUUUGGCUGCCGAACAGUUGGCAGCGGUGGGCGGCGGCCUGCGGCGAGGCCCGAGCCCACAGCGCGGGCACCAGCGCGCGGGCAGCCCCGGCAGGUGUCCCCUGGACCGCCUCAGCUUCAACACGAGCGGGCUGCAGCUCAACAGCAUGCAUGUGCAGGCGCUCGGCAGAGAGCCGCCCCUGACCACGCGCACCGCCACCUUUGAUGGCACCCUGGACUACCUCUUCCUCUCCGCCGGGCACUGGCAAGUCCUGUCCACCCUCGACAUGCCGUUCCCCAGCCAGCAGCAGCAGGGGCAGGGGCAGCAUGGGCAGCGGCCGGGCGGCGGCGGGCUCACCGGAGCGCACGCGGUCCCGCCCGGCAGCGUGUCGCAGGCGGCGUUUCCGCCGGCGCCCAACGCGGUGUGGGCGAGCGAUCAUGUGGCUGUUGGCGCUGAGUUGGAGCUGCUGGGCGGCGAGGCUUGA